Molecule: messenger RNA, 1920 nt
Organism: Aplysia californica (California sea hare)
Lineage: Eukaryota; Metazoa; Mollusca; Gastropoda; Aplysiida; Aplysiidae
Product: glutathione reductase, mitochondrial
Biological process (GO): cellular response to oxidative stress; glutathione metabolic process; cell redox homeostasis
Cellular component (GO): cytosol; mitochondrion
Molecular function (GO): NADP binding; glutathione-disulfide reductase (NADPH) activity; flavin adenine dinucleotide binding
Source: RefSeq, a predicted model, not a curated record
GCACCGUAAACAUACACCCUUUUGACCUUUGCACCGGAAACAUAUUGGAUAAACUUGGGCCUAUUUUGUGUCCUGUUGGUCUGGUUCACUGAGACUAGGCCUAGCAGAAGUGGCAGUCACCCGGUGGAGUUUGUCUAUGUCAGCCCGUUUCCUAUCAUCAAGAAUGGCACCCAUCGUGAAGAAGUUCGACUAUCUCGUCAUUGGUGGAGGCUCUGGUGGCAUUGCAAGUGCCAGAAGAGCAGCAGAAUUUGGCAUCAAGGCUGCUGUCAUCGAGGAAGGAAGAUGGGGAGGGACAUGUGUUAAUGUUGGCUGUGUCCCCAAAAAAGUGAUGUUCAACACGGCGAUGCACGCAGAGAUCAUCAAGGAUCAUCAAGGCUAUGGGUUUGACGUGGAACUGAAGCGUUUUGAUUGGGGGAGAGUAAAGCAGUCUAGAGACGCCUACAUCAAAAGAUUGAACGGCAUUUAUGAGACCAACUUGGGGAAGGCCAGCGUGGAGACGAUCGUGGGCCACGCCAGCUUCACACAGGACAAGUGUGUGGAGGUCAACGGUCAGAAGUACGCUGCUGACCACAUCCUGAUCGCCACAGGGGGGAAAGCUGACAUCCCAAACAUUCCAGGUGCCGAGCAUGGCAUUACUAGUGAUGGAUUCUUUGACCUGGAAGAUCUGCCAAAUGGUAGGUCUCCACAUGGUGGGCCUGGGUGUGGACGAGAUGCUGCAAGGCUUCGGCGUGGCCAUCAAGAUGGGCGCCACUAAGGCACAGUUCGACAGCUGCGUCGCCAUUCACCCGACCUCCUCGGAGGAACUGGUCACCAUGAGAUAGAGGACAUGAGUGGACCAGUUGACAGUUGGUCUCCAUGAGAUAGAGAGCAGACGUGAACCAGUUGACAGGGUUUACCACUUUGCAGUCACACAGCCGGCAGCCAGCAGUACAAAACUUCCCAUCUGUUCCCCCAGCCAGGAGAGCGACUACAUCAGACUUCUCGGGCCUGGCACAGAAGUACACACUACACCGGCUGACCGGAACUGAUCAAUAUUGCUCCAAGUGACUGCAAAGUGGUAAAAUCUCUGGGUGUGAAUGGGGAACUUGUUGUCUGUGUGGAGAUUUGUGUCAUGUUCUGCUUGGGUUUGUUGUCUGUGUGGAGAUUUGUGUCAUGUUCUGCUUGGGUUUGUUGUCUGUGUGGAGAUUUGUGUCAUGUUCUGCGUGUGUUGUUGUCUGUGUGGGGAUUUGUGUCGUGUUCUGCUUGUGUUGUUGUGUAGGGGAACUGAGUGGAUGUGGUGGGAGGGGGGGCUGUUGUGUUCUAUGUUGUGUAGGAGAACUACAGUGAAUGUGGGGUCUGGAAUGUAUCGCGGGCUCUUGCUCAAAGCCAAAGCUAUGAUGGUCAAGAUCAGUGGAUUGUCAUAAACGAGAUAGAUGAAUCGAUCCCCAAAACCUGAUGACUUUUCCUCUAUUGUGCCUGCCGACACCUGCACACUGUGCCCUAUUUGUGAACACAAGGAAGGAACAUGCUUUGUUGUUUGUAGAACUUAUCUAAAGGAUAUAUAUGUGUGUAUCUUUUGAAUUCCUUCCCUCUCUCCAUCACCAUACCCUCGCUUCAUGUUGUCAUGUUGUGUGCCGAGGUGAACAGAGGAAUAAGGAAAUGAUGUGAGUGCACAAAGACUUGUUUGUCCUGGUCAGGAGUUGUGUACCGCUAGAUCUACCGCCAAUCUUGGAGGAAUCUACCGCUGAUCUUGGAGGAAUUGCACUUGAGAUUUGGGUUAGACCAAGUCUUGUGACAUUUGUUGAAGAGAUGAAUGGCACUCCCCUGUGGACAUAUCGGCACCCUUUGAAGGCAGAUUUGAUCUAUUUAACCAGUGUAGGGUGACAGUUUUUGACUCUAUUGCUAUUAUGUUUCAUUGAAAAAUAAAAUGUUCAGGUUAUC